Sardina pilchardus (European sardine) is the source of this 2783-nucleotide messenger RNA. RefSeq lists its product as uncharacterized. Lineage: Eukaryota; Metazoa; Chordata; Actinopteri; Clupeiformes; Clupeidae. The transcript has 18 exons. The coding region runs from base 5 to 2704 and encodes 899 amino acids. The record is from RefSeq and is a predicted model, not a curated record.
UACGAUGGUAGGCCACCAGUGGGAUAGGCACUGUCCCGAAGGAGCUCGAGCGGCAUCACGCUCUUGCAUCAUGAGUGAUUUUAGAAUGGAAAUGGAGCCAAUCGAGGUAGAGGUCGAGCGUGCGCUCAUGGAGGAAGAGGAGGCAUUAUACACAGCGGUAGAAGAUGUUCUUCAAAGCAUCCCAAUCCCAAUUCCUGUGAAGAAAAAGAAGAAAAGAAAGGCAGCAACCUUUACAAUAAGGAGUAGAAAUGAGUAUGGACACCUUAUACCAAAGCGUGUCAGAAAGGUGUCCUCAGCUAUUCCAAAAUCCAGUGCACGGCACCAUUCCCGUGAAAGAUCUCAAAAUGUGGUAAUUCCAGAUCUGCCUAUGCCAUGCACUUCAGUUGAUGAAGAUAUUGACAUCCUUCAUCAAGAAGUGUCAGAAAUGUUGGCAGAUGAAGGGGCAUUGGAACUGCCCCUCCCCACUGCUUCCACAAGUUGGACUACCCGCCAGGCGAUGUGGAGACAGAAUUGGGCAUCUCUCAGGUCCGAUGCUGUUCACCACCUACUGGCUGCUGAGGAAGUCCAAGUAAAAAGGUGUCAGACUUGUCUUUCGAAAGCUGCCAUUAUACGCUGCAGAGACUGUGCGCCAAAGCAGCACUAUUGUGGUGACUGUGACCUGUUGUGCCACCAUAUGCGCCUGCACAACAGAGAAUCGGUUGUCGAGGGUUUCUACCGCCCAAUUCCCGCAACCACCAUACUCCGAAUGAACGGGGAUGAAUACAGCUAUACAGAACAGGAUUGCAUUUUGCCUCUGGAGGUGCCUGAUAUUUGCGCGUGCGAGCAAGGAAGCAUUAAAACACUGCCAUGGAAAAAGUCAAUUUUCAUUGGCAUAGAUGGUCGCUACAAUGUGUACCUACCCUCAUUUCAAUGUUCUUAUUGUAACAUUAGAAAGAACACUGACAUUGGGGCCUUAAUUGAGGGUGGGUACUGGGCUGCCACCUCCAGCUGCGAAACCGUGUACGCGAUUGACCUCUUCUCAACCUUUGAAGACUUGAAAGUGUCUGCUCCAGGCUUCUCACGGCUGGCUUUCAUUCAGCUGCUUGAGCAGAGGAGCAAAUACUUUGGCCGGUCAGGGAAAAUAUGCACGGACACGUUUCAGAAAAGUUUUUUCGAAUGGAAACGUUGUGUGUAUGACAUGGAUGAGAUCUUCCGGAGGCAAAUAUUCAAGUGCCCAGCGUGCAGUCCUAAGGCACAUGCUGUUGCGGUGGAUGGCAAUAGGAAACUGUACCGCUUUAGGAAAGGUGAUGAACAACACCGUGGCCUUUUUGAGGGACUUUUUCUAGCGAAAGAUGAAGAGGUUCAACAAUUUGUCCAGGAGGUCCAUCAGCAGACCAAGCAUGUGUCUGGCAAAGGUGUAUGCGGCAAAGGCGUUUGGGCUGCUGCAAGGGAAACGACUGUGAACAAAUCGAAAAAACUUGAUGAGGAGGGCCUGGAGGUGGCAGUGUGCCGUCACGGCAUGCUCCUGAAAGGACUGAAUAUGUUCAGGGGCGAGAUAUUUGCAUAUCCAUUGUACCUACAAAAAGAAUGCCUUCCAACUGUGUUUUUCUGCAGCGAUGUCGUAUGCAAAUAUUGGCCGUACUUAAAAAAAGUGAUUAACAAAUUCACAAACUUGGAGCACCUCUUGCAAUCAAAGCCAUUUCUAUCAAUCAUGCACGCUAAGGCGCAUUCCCUUAAGUGUGAGAUCAAUUGGGGAGGCCGAAACCAAGAUGGCGCUGGCACCACGCUUGGAGAGGAAGUUGAACAAGUAAAUAGCUUCCUCUCCAGGACAGCCAUUUGUACGAAGUACAUGGCCAAAGGAGCCAGGACAGACAUGCUGACGAUACAGGCCAUGGGUUGGAAUCUCCGAAAGAGGGAGCAUCUGGCCUCAACACUAUGCCGAAAAUAUGUUAAAACGAAAGCAAACCUUGUGGAACACAACAAACAAUUGGAGGCAUUCCAGUUGGAGAAUUCAGUGAGUGAGAACACUGUCCAGCAGUGGGUGGAGGACAUAAAAGAAUGGGCAGCUUCAGGGGAUGACGGACCACUAGACACCCUAGAAAAGAAAAUAGAGGGUCUAGCUAUGUCCUAUAAGCAGAGAAGGACAGACCUGUACCGCCUCACAGAUGGAAGCAAAAGGAGACAACCUCUCAGGAAAAAAAUGGCUGGAGAAAAGAGUCAGUUGAUUGAGGCCAUUGAAGAGUAUAACAUCACUAGGUCACCACCACUGGACACUGCAGACACCAUUCUAGCAUCUGACUCUUACAUAUGGCCAUGGGUGGUGCGAGAACAGGAGGACUUGAAAACCAAGAAAAGGGCGUUCGACCUGAAGAUGCUAAGUCUACGCUUAAAUGAAGAACAGCACAUCAUUCUGUCUGAGGUCAAACAACAUUGGCAGACUCUCAAGACCGAAGCAGCUACGUUGCAUGAGCUCUCUGCCAAUAUGAAAGACAGUUGUAAACCAGAUUCUCCAAAAGGCCUCUGUUGUUAUGUGAAAAAAAGGCUGACCUUCACCAGCUCACACAUGGCCAUGGUCCAGGAGAUGUACAGGAAAUUCCUUCAGAGUGAUGACACAACGUGGGCAGAAGAGGAGGAUGUUGAGGAGAUAGAGGACCAAGGUAGCAGCAUUUCAGAAGAGGAGGAGAUAGAGGACCAAGGUAGCAGCAGUUCAGAAGAGGAGGAUUGAAAUGUCAGCUGCCCUCAUCCCCGUUCACUCCCUCCACACCCCCACCCUCCGGACGGACACUUGCCAUGGUGCGCCCCUC